GCACCGUCACGUGACCGAAAGCCUCCUGGCGCCGCGUGACCGGAAGCGCGGUGACGUCAUUGUUUGCGGAAGUGCCGGUGCGGAGCCGGGUGCCCAUGGAGCUGCUGUUCGGGCGCAGGCGCUCCCCCGAGGAGCUGCUCCGGCAGAACCAGCGCGCUCUGUCCCGCGCCGUGCGCGAGCUGGAGCGCGAGCGGCAGAAGCUCGAGGCGCAGGAGAAGAAAAUCAUCGUGGACAUCAAGAAAAUGGCCAAGCAGGGCCAGAUGGACGCGGUGCGGGUGCUGGCCAAGGACCUGGUGCGCACGCGGCGCUACGAGCGCAAGUUCAUCGCCAUGAGAGCCAACGUGCAGGGGGUGGCACUGCGGGUGCAGACCCUGCGGUCACACAGCGCCAUGGCCACCGCCAUGCGGGGGGUGACACGGGCCAUGGCCACCAUGAACCGACAGCUGAAGCUGCCCCAGAUCCAGCGCAUCCUGCUGGAGUUCCAGAAGCAGUCGGAGCUGAUGGACAUGAAGGAGGAGCUGAUGAACGACGCCAUCGACGACGCCCUCGGGGACGAGGACGACGAGGACGAGAGUGACGCUGUGGUGUCCCAGGUCCUGGACGAGCUGGGGCUGAACCUGACCGAGGAGCUGGCCACCCUGCCAGCCCCGGGGGGGUCCCUGGCAGCGGGGGAGGGGCGCGGGGGGGCCGAGGCGGCCGCGGCCGCUUUGGCCGACGCCGACGCCGACCUGGAGGAGAGGCUGAAGAACCUGAGGAGAGACUGAGCCCAGGGCGGCUCAGCUGGCACUUGGGCACUGCUGGGACUUGCUGGGACUUGCUGGGAUUUUUCCUGAUUUUCCCCGAUUUUUUCCGGUUUUUUUGGGAUUUUUUUGGGAUUUUUUUGGGAUUUUUUCUGAUUUUCGGCCGUCCCAUGGGGGGGUUUUGCCCCUUUAUUCUGAUUUCUCUGCCCCACUCCUGGGAGCCCCCAGAGUCUGAUCCCCUUCCGUUGGGAUUUUUCCCCUUUUGGGGAUGGUUUGGGAUUUUUUGGGAGUUUUUAGGAUUUUUUUGGAUUUUUUUUGCAUUUUUUUCGGAUUUUUGGGGGAUUUUUUUUGGAUUUUUUCUGAUUUUCGGCCAUCCCAGAGGGGGAAUUUUGCCCCUUUAUUCCAAUUUUUGGGGGGAUUUUCCAGUGCCUGCCCCACUCCUGGGAGCCCCCAGAGUCUGAUCCCCUUCCGUUGGGAUUUUUCCCCUUUUUGGGAUGUAAAAAAAAAAUUUGGGAUUUUUUUUCUGAUUUUUUUGGGAUUUUUUUUUGGACUUUUGGCCAUCCCAGAGGGGGAAUUUUGCUCCUUUGUUCUGAUUUUUGGGGGAUUUUUUGGGAUGGUUUGGGUGGUUUUGGGAUUCUGGCCAGACCCCAGUGGGAUUUCCCCUUUUUUUUGGGAUUUCCCCUUUUUUGGAGGAUUUCCCUUCUUUAUUUUGGAUUUUUUUGGGAUUUUGGGGCAGGAUUUCCCCCUUUUUUGGGAUUUCCCCCUUUUUUCGGAUUUCCCUUUUUUUUGGGACUUCUCUCAUUUUUUGGGGAUUUUCACUCUUUUUUUUGGGAUUUCCCCAUUUUAUUUAAUAUUUCCCCCUCUAUUUAGGAUUUCCCAUUUUUUGGGAUUUCCCAUUUUUUGGGAUUUCCCAUUUUUGGGAUUUCCCAUUUUUGGGAUCUCCUCCUUUUUUUUGGGAUUUCCUCCUUUUUUGGAGACUUUCCCCUUUAUUUGGGAUUUUCACUCUUUAUUUAGGAUUUACUUUUUUGGGGGGGAUUUUCCCUUUUCUGGGAUUUCCCAUUUCAGGGACUUUCCCAUUUUUGGGAUUUCUCUUUUUUUGGGAUUUCCCUUUUUUGGGAUUUCCCAUUUUUGGGAUUUCUCUUUUUUGGGAUUUCCCUUUUUUGGGAUUUUCCAUUUUUGGAAUUUUCACAUUUUUGGGAUUUCCCAUUUUUGGGAUUUUCCCUUUUCUGGGAUUUCCCAUUUUUGGGAUUUCCCAUUUUUGGGAUUUUCCAUUUUUGGGAUUUCUCUUUUUUUGGGAUUUUCCAUUUUUGGGAUUUUCCAUUUUUGGGAUUUCUCUUUUUUUGAGAUUUUCCAUUUUUGGGAUUUUCCUUUUUCUGGGAUUUCUCUUUUCUGGGAUUUCCCUUUUUUGGGAUUUCCCAUUUUUGGAGCUUUUUGACCUCCCAGGCUCUUCCCCCUUUUUGGGGUUCCCCCCUCCUUGGGACACUAUUUUGGGGUCAAUUCCCAUUUUUGGGGUUUUUUCCCCCCUUUUUGGGGUUUCCCCCUCCUUGGGACACUAUUUUGGGGUCAAUUCCCAUUUUUGGGGUUUUCCCCAUUUUUGGGGUCUCUCCCCCGCUCUGGAUCUCUCCCAUUUUGGGUUUUUUCCCCCAUUUUGGGUUUUUUUCCCCCAUUUUGGGGUUUUUCCCCCAUUUUGGGUUUUUUUCCCCAUUUUGGGUUUUUCCCCUCCCCCAAUAAAGGUUCGGCCCCGA
Molecule: messenger RNA, 2485 nt
Organism: Haemorhous mexicanus (house finch)
Lineage: Eukaryota; Metazoa; Chordata; Aves; Passeriformes; Fringillidae
Gene: CHMP2A
Product: charged multivesicular body protein 2A
Exons: 6
Coding region: 96-764 (222 amino acids)
Biological process (GO): protein transport; late endosome to vacuole transport; endosome transport via multivesicular body sorting pathway
Cellular component (GO): multivesicular body; ESCRT III complex
Source: RefSeq, a predicted model, not a curated record